This is a messenger RNA of Centropristis striata (black sea bass), 1057 nucleotides long. It is a transcript of the gene tyw3, whose product is annotated as tRNA-yW synthesizing protein 3 homolog (S. cerevisiae). The record is from RefSeq and is a predicted model, not a curated record. The transcript has 6 exons. Gene Ontology annotation, molecular function: tRNA methyltransferase activity. NCBI's taxonomy places the organism in Eukaryota, Metazoa, Chordata, Actinopteri, Perciformes, Serranidae. Gene Ontology annotation, cellular component: cytoplasm. Gene Ontology annotation, biological process: tRNA methylation. Bases 43 to 855 code for a protein of 270 amino acids.
AAGAACUGCGGAAACUACAGUAAACUGACUGUAACGUUACACAUGAAGCUGAUGGAGAAGAAGUUCAGCCAGUGGAAGACACAGUGUCUCAGCAAGUCCGACCUGAGUAAGAAGGGCAGUGUGGAUGAGGAUAUUAACCAUGUAGUGUCUCUGAUCAACAGCUGUGAGGAGUAUUUCACCACUAGCUCCUGUUCCGGGAGAAUCAUCCUCACUGACGGGGAUCCAAAGACCCCCGAUGUUCAGAAACAGAACUGCGUUUGGCUUUUUGUCUCACACUGCAAAUGUAAAUUUGAUGAUCUGAUGUGUGGUCUGGCUGAGUCCAGAGGAGAUGCAGUGUUGAAGUUUGAGCCCUUUGUGCUCCAUGUUCAGUGUAGACGGCUGGAAGAUGCACAGCUGAUGCACUCGGUGGCCAUCAACUCAGGCUUCAGGAACUCAGGUCUCACUGUCAGCAAGACAGGAAAAAUCAUCACGGCCGUCCGUAGCACCCACGGCCUGGAGGUUCCUCUCAGCCAUGAAGGGAAGCUCCUGGUUCAACAGGAGUACAUCCACUUCCUUACCCAGACAGCCAAUCAGAAGAUGGAGGAGAACCUGAGACGGAUCCACAGGUUCUACCAGAAUCUCCAGUCAGCCCUGUCCUCAGAGAAACAGCAAAAGUUCGAAAUCUCACUGGAAGCACAAGAAACCCCUCAAAGACUGGAGACACAAGGGGGGGAAGAAGAAGAAAAGGAGAAGAAAAAAGAAAGUGUGUAUAAACGGAGACGUAAGAGAGAACAUCAUCAUCAGACUGACUGUUGCCAUGGUGAUGGGUCUAGUAUUGUGACUGAGCUGGAGGACUGUGUCGAUCUGUUCACAUAAAGCAGAGGCUCUGCAAACAUUUUGUCACUGACUGGAUAAUAGUGAAUGUUUUAAUGUACAUUUUUAGUGUUAUUUUAGAGAUCAUAAAUAGGAUCACCAUAGUAACCUACACUGCACCACUAACAUGCUCUGGAGCAGGUUCACGUCAGAAGAUCAGUUCAGACCAUAAACUGUAUAUAAAUAAAGGACGUAGUCACCGUGA